Messenger RNA from Ostreococcus lucimarinus CCE9901, 588 nucleotides. RefSeq lists its product with no specific name. The annotation marks the transcript as partial. Gene Ontology annotation, cellular component: cytoplasm; membrane. The transcript has a single exon. Lineage: Eukaryota; Viridiplantae; Chlorophyta; Mamiellophyceae; Mamiellales; Bathycoccaceae. The record is from RefSeq and is a predicted model, not a curated record.
GAACGCGUUGUUUGCAGCGUGCGACACCGCGUGAUGCUCAUACACACCGCCGCGGGUAAGUGCGGUGAUAGAAGUAUCAUGAUUCCCGUCGUGCUCAUCAUACCGUCCGCGAUUCGACUGCUGCAGUGUCUGAGGCAGUUUGCCGACACGCGCGAGCCAAAGUGUCUGUACAACGCAUUCAAGUACACGAGCGCGUUCCCGGUCAUCAUCAUCUCCGGAUUCCGGCACUUCAUCGAUCACGACGAUUGGGUCUUCUUUUGGCGUCCGCUUUGGAUCGGGUUUUGCGUGUUCAACACGUGUUUUAGCUUUUACUGGGACAUCAAGCACGACUGGGGGCUGUCGUUGCUCGGCGGCGGCGCGCCUCGGCGACCCGGCGAGAAAUUUCCGUUUGGAUUGCGCGAGCGUCGCAUUUACGGCGCACCCAAGGUGUAUUAUCGGGCAAUUUGGUUGAAUUUCUUCUUGCGGAUAAGUUGGACCUACAAGCUCGCGUCGCACUUGCGACAUCAUAGCGCCGUGCUCUGGCUCGUUACCGCCGCUGAAAUCACGCGACGAUUUCAAUGGUCGUUGUUCCGCGUCGAGGUGGAAUAU